ACUGAAUGCAAAAUGAACAUCCAUAUUUCACAUAAUCCACAUAAUAAAUCUGAUUUUUUUAAUAUAAUGACAAAUGUUUAUCUCAUACUUGACUAUCAAUGGGCAGACUAAACGAUUCUCCUGAGUCAAUAUAAUGACCACACCUUUUAAUUGUUUUCUCCAUACGUCAGUGUUUAGGUGAGUUGUUAACUGGAAAUGAUAUCACAAUGUUAGAGACGCGCUGGCAGGUGACAACGUUGCGAGGGUGACACGUUGUCAAAGACCAGCAACAAUGAUAUCUUGCAGAAACAUCCGGAUGCCCUGCCUUGGUUUAGUGGCUUUCAUCAGUGUGAUGGCCCUCUAUUACCAUUGGGACAUGCCAACAGCGAGGGAGAGGGAGCAGGAGCUGAGGAAGACGAUUCUAAGAGACAUGUGCAAAGAAGAAAAGGAGACCUUUUCCAAAGAGAAAAACAAACGUAUUAACGGAAUUCUGCAUAACCUCCUUGUGGAUGACAAACAAGGCAUCAUUUACUGCUUUAUACCAAAGGUGGCGUGUGGUAAUUGGAAGAGGUUCAUGCACGUACUGAAACACGGUGAACCUUACCCUGAUCCCAAGGACAUACCUGCCAAAGUGGCCCACGAUGGAAAGGGUCUGACCAGUCUUGCCAGCUUUCCAGAAGUGGAGAGGAAGGCCAAGUUGAAGCAGUACACCAAGUUCAUGUUUGUCCGCGAUCCCUUUGUGCGCCUCAUCUCAGCCUUCCGGGACAAGUUCCUAAAGAUCAAUCCGUACUUUUAUCAAUUUUACGGCCGAGCCAUUCUGCAGCGCUACGGAAACCAGUCCAACCCCCCGUUGAAAGUGACGGAGGCGUUUGAGUUAGGCAUCCGCCCUUCCUUCUAUAGCUUUGUCCAGUACUUGCUGGACACGAAGAAAAACAAGCGUGGGUUUGACUCCCACUGGAAUGAGUUUCACCGCCUGUGUCAACCCUGCUUCAUCGAGUAUGACUUUAUCGGCCAUCAGGAGACGCUUACAGAGGAUGCAUUGCAGCUGAUAACGACCUUGAACCUGGAGGAACAUAUCAAAUUUCCAUCGGCUUACGAAAACAUGACGAACCCUUCAUCAGUGUCUGACUGGUUUAAGGAAGUACCACUGGAGGACAGGAGGAAGCUCUACGAGAUCUACGAGAGGGACUAUGAGCUGUUUGGCUACGAAAGGCCUCACAGUUUACUCAACAACACACUCUAGAGGAGGAGCUUUACUUUGGGCCACUUGUUCAUUUUGGUGGAUGUUCAACAUGGAGCACAACACCCCCAAGAAGACUUCAUUUGGUUCAUACUUUUAUUUUUUUAACUCCUGUGUCGUUUUGGAUUGGGUUUGUAUGACUGUACUGAAAAAUGAAUGAUGUUUAAUAUGAACAAAAUGAGAUUAUAUUGCACAUUUGAUUGUUAAAUUAGCAUUUUGGCAUGCUGCCUUUCUUAAAUUUAACUUCUCUUUAGGUUUGGAAAUUAAAAAAAAUGAAAAAAAACAUAAAAGUAACAAGGAUGGGUAGUGGUUGGAUUUUGCACGAGGAACCCCUCACACUUAAAGAAAGGUUAUUGCUCAUCCAUUCAUCGAUACUGCAGUUAUGCAGUUUUAAUUACAUGGAAUUUGACAAAAUCCACUUCAUGAUGGCGCAUUUUCAAUUUGAUCAAAAUAAAAUGAAAAUGUGUGACUGAUCAAA
Molecule: messenger RNA, 1697 nt
Organism: Doryrhamphus excisus (bluestripe pipefish)
Lineage: Eukaryota; Metazoa; Chordata; Actinopteri; Syngnathiformes; Syngnathidae
Source: RefSeq, a predicted model, not a curated record